This is a messenger RNA of Chara braunii, 2467 nucleotides long. NCBI's taxonomy places the organism in Eukaryota, Viridiplantae, Streptophyta, Charophyceae, Charales, Characeae. The record is from the annotation of a GenBank genome assembly.
CGCGAGGACACGUGUAAAACGCGAGCUGAGUUGCGCACUUACACGGACCCCCGGGCGUCAACUCGUCAGGACCAUCGAUCACAGAUGCCCUAUCCGAGUGGGAACGGCCGUCCCGGAAUCCGCAACGGCGCAGUCGUCCCGCAUGCGGCGACCACGAUCGCCACGGACCCGCCCUUAGGCACGAGCACACAGCAAGCACUCUACAUGAUCAAAGACCGAGUACAAAAACCUCUCGAGUCUGUAGCAGAAUAUCGAAACCGGUUCUACCGAAUGUUUGUGAAAAUUGAGCGAGGCGAACAAGUCGGGAGGGAUUUGUUCAUUGAUGGGUUUCGCACUCGAACGAUAAGGGCUAACUUGCAAAAGCAAUUUUCCCCCAUCACUCACACUCUGCAACACAUCAUGGCUGCUGCGGAAGAAAUGGAACGGAAGUUCGCGGCGAACUUCCUGGAAGGAGAAGAUUAUUCUAGAGAAGGAAAUUCAUCCGAACUCUUACGAGCGAGAGCCGAGCUGGUUGCGUUACAGAACAAGUUUGAAAAUAUGGGAUUUGUGUCUGGGCCCGUCACCUAUCUGGAGCAGAUAGGUCCAAAACGACCAAACCCAAGUGAGAUCCCGAGUAUUCCUGUUCCUGUGAUACCAACACCCGUAAGGACGUUACCCCCGCCACCCGUUGAAAACCCGACAAGAACCAACGAGUCCACUGCUAUCUUUGAGCUGACCAAAACAUUAAUUAACCUAAUUCAGGAAAGCAAAAAGGAGCAGCGAGAGCACAAUGCUCGGUUGGAAGCCAUGAUGAGGAACAUGCGGCCCAUUGCGGUGCGUGCCCCUCCGAUUCAGCAAGGGUUAGCCCCGGCACCCGCUCUUGGAGGGGUCGCAAGCAAUCUGAACGUCUGUUAUGCAUGUCAUCAACCAGGGCAUCGAGUCCGUGAUUGCCCUCACAGGCCUCCGCAACAACGUGUCGGGGUCGCGCCGAUGGCCGCGGCCCCCAUCACUAACGGACCAGGACGAGUCGGAGCUUUAAUGGAAGAAGUAGAGGGUGGGGGAAGUGCCCUAGCCACCACGGAAGAUGCCGUUGAGCUCAUCCCGUUAGAUCAGUACGUAUCACUUGGUUAUCCCGGGCUUGGAAUGAUCGGAACGAUCAGACCAGCACCAGAACAAAAGGAAGUGGCGGAGUGGCGAAGUGGCGACCCUCUCCAGGAGAAAUGGAGUCGGGAGGACCUACCUUCGUCACAAGGGAAAUCGACCAAGUUCAAUAUUCGGCAUGGGUUCCAUCACAUUUUGGUGAAGGAGGAAGAUCGGCCAAAGACGGUCUUUGUGUUGUUUGAAGGCACGUGGCAGUGGGUUCGGUGUCCGAUGGGGAUUUGCAAUGCGCCUGCCACGUUUCAGCGAGCGAUGAACAUGACAUUCCAGAACUUCGUCAACAAGACGCGACUAACACAUGGGAUGAUCAACUUCUGCGUGAUCGUGUACAUGAACGAUAUCCUUGUCUACUCGGAGACCUAUCACGGGCACGCGCAACAUAUCGAGUGGACAUUGGGAGCGCUUAGAGAUGCUGGGUUCAAAAUCGCGCUCGAAAAGAGCGAAUUUUUCCUUUCGGAAAUUCCGUUCUUAGGCUACGUCGUGACACGUGGAGGACUGCGGCCGGACUCAAGAAACAUUGCGGCGGUAAGAGAAGCCCCAGUUCCCACGUCGCUGAUGCAGGUUCGAGCCUUCUUGGGGUUGGCAUCGUACUAUCGCCGCUUCAUCAAGGGUUUCGCCGCGAUUGCACGACCACUAACGAACCUGUUACGGAAGGACCAGCCUCUCAGCUGGGACCCGGAGUGCCAACAGGCCUUCGCGACCCUCAAGGACGCUCUAGCGACGGCUCCUAUUUUGAUCCGACCGGACCCCUCUAAGCAUUUCAUUCUCAUCACGGACUGGCAACCGGAAGCUAUCUCCGCUAUUGUUGCGCAGAAGGGGAGCGAUGGUCGUGAACACGUCAUCGAGUACGCAUCGCACACGGUACCGAACGAGCAGAGAAAUGACUCUGCACCUCAAGGCGAAUGCUAUGCAGUAGUCUGGGGAAUCCAACACUUUCAUCCGUAUUUCUACGGACAGAAGUUUCGCCUCGUAACAGAUCACGAACCUUUGUUGGCGUUGAAGAAGCUCACUAAUUACACAGGCAUGAUUGGUCGUUGCGCGGUGCGACUACAAGAGUACGACUUCGAUAUCGUUCAUCGGAAGACAGAGCAACACGGCAACGAGGACGGAUUGACACGUCUGCAUCGACCUGCUAAAGUAGCAAAGGGCGAGGAAAUUACACCGUGGAAGGAGCCGGACUUGACAAACGAGCCUAAGUACGGACAAGUGGUAGUUCUCCCACGUGGCAAAAAGCAGAACGGUGACAAUGGGUGAUGGAGGUAACCCCAUUACCCCUCUUUCUACCCUCUCCUCUUCGUCUCUCCUCUCCCUGCCUGACAAAUUUUGCUAU